Molecule: messenger RNA, 1036 nt
Organism: Opisthocomus hoazin
Lineage: Eukaryota; Metazoa; Chordata; Aves; Opisthocomiformes; Opisthocomidae
Source: RefSeq, a predicted model, not a curated record
AUGGCCACCAGUACCAGGGAAUCCACCCUUGCAGCUUAUGAAGCUGGUGUGCAAACAAACGGAAAUAAAAGAAACCAGGUUUUGAAAAUUGGACAUGGUGGGACUUUGGACAGCGCAGCGGCAGGAGUUCUGGUGGUUGGUAUUGGAAGAGGAACAAAAAUGCUGAGAACUAUGUUGGCAGGUUCCAAGAAGUACACUGCCAUUGGACUAUUAGGCAAAGCUACUGAUACGUUGGAUGCUACAGGAAGAGUAACUGAAGAAAAACCUUAUGAACAGAUAACAAAAGGAGAUCUUGAAAAUGUGCUGCAAAAGUUCACAGGGGAGAUAAUGCAGGUUCCUCCACUCUAUUCUGCUUUGAAGAAGGAUGGAGAGAGGCUAUCAACCCUGAUGAAGAGAGGAGAAGCAGUCGAAGCAAAGCCUGCUCGGCCAGUGAGAGUGUACAGCCUCUCUCUCCAACAGUUCCAGCCACCACUGUUCACACUGGAUGUUGAAUGUGGUGGUGGCUUUUAUGUCAGGAGCCUGGUCAGUGACAUUGGCAAAGAACUGUCUACCUGUGCCACUAUGCAAGAGCUGACCCGAACCAAACAGGGGCCAUUUACGCUAGAGGAGCAUGCCCUUUAUGAAGACAAAUGGACAAUUGAUGAAAUUGCACGAUCCUUAGAGCACUGCAUGUCUCUUCUCCCAGGAGAGCCAUCUCAUAAAAAAUUGAAGACAGAGCAUCCUGGCGAAACUGCUGUGAGCUGUGAAGAUAAGUGAUAAGUUGCAUCGAGAAAAAAGACUGAAUGAUUGAGGCAUUUUGAGAUUGGAUUGGGAUUGUCUUGCCUCCAGUGUAAAUUUACAAGUCUGUACUGGGAGGGUGACAAACUGCAGUGCGGGAAAAACAGUUCUUUUGUUUUCUGGGGUUAGAACAUGCACUGAAAAUAUCCAGCGCUUGCUGUUUCCUGAUCUGGUUUUUUUUUUUCCCUUUUGGCACACUGUAAAUGGGCUUGUCACUGAUGUCAAAUCUUCAUAAACUUUUAAAGAACUUGCAGGAUGC